AUGAAUCGCGGUGGCAACCCCGCGUCAAACCGCGCCGCGGCGCGCCAGCAUCAUCAGGCGCGGCGCGACGACGACCACCACGAGUCCCCAGCGGCGCCGUCAACGGUCACAAAGCCGGCGCGGCGGCGCGUGGUGAUCUCCGCGGCGGAGGUGCGGCGGCUGAACACACAGGCGGGGCAGUUGCGCGAGGUGUUGGGGAAGAGCAAGGCGGUGAGCGAGGAGAUGAUCACCAUUCUCAACACCUUCGACGCGCGCCUCACCAACCUCGAAACCGCCAUGCGACCCAUCCAGGCGCGCACUCUGGCCUUCCGCAAGGCGCACGCCAACAUCGACGCCACCAUCCGCGCGGUGGAGACGGUGCUGGAUAAGUUCGACAUCCCGCAGCAGGUGGGGGUGGGGGGAGAGAUGGCAGCAGGUGGGGCAACAUGCAUGGUACGCGGCGUGGAGACGGUGCGGGAUCAGUCCGGGCAGAGCAUGCUGGGAUGGUAUGGUAUGCAUGCUGGUGGGCAGGUGGAACAACGGAUCAAAGACGGCCCUCGGCGAGACUUGGAAGCGUACCUAGCAGCGGUGGACAUGCUGCAGGAGGCGCUGCUGUUCUUUGACUCGCACCGCAACUACAAGUCGUCAGAGGGCGCUGCUCUGCAGGCGCGUGGGCUCAUGAAGGAGGCCAUGGGCAUGCUUGAAGCUGACUUCCGCCAGCUGCUCGCCAACAACAGGUGA
Molecule: messenger RNA, 720 nt
Organism: Closterium sp. NIES-65
Lineage: Eukaryota; Viridiplantae; Streptophyta; Zygnematophyceae; Desmidiales; Closteriaceae
Source: the annotation of a GenBank genome assembly